AUGCAUCUGGCAUUGAGCCUCUACUCUUGGCUCCUCCUGCUGCUGAUUAUCCUACCUGCCCAAAUCAACGCCGAACUCACCACGGUUACCUACCCACUCACCACCGUUACUCGCCCACAAUUGAUCAUCACCCACGCGGGCUUUGCUACUACCAGGCCAGCCACUACAUUCACCUGGGGACCUACCACUGUUACUGGCAGAGUUAUGCCCAGCAUUGUCAGCACGAAGUUCUCCACUACCACUUUGCCGGCGACGACGAAAACUUUGCCACCGACCACUUAUACCUACCAAGACACCACUCUCUCCAGGGCAGCUACGACAUUUGUUCGUUCACGGGCCACCACUAUCACCGAGGAACGAUUGAUCACCGCCCGCGAUGUGUACAUGAGCGGAGAUUCUGACCUGUGGGUGGCGGCGACAUUGGUCUAUACGUCAGACUUUUGCAAAAAGGGCGGCGCGUAUCAGAAUUGUGCACGGUCGGCUUAUGAUCAUGUUUUGAGCCAGGAGGUUGGUGGUCCGACAGCGACUGACAGUGCAGCGGACGCGGGUAGUGGAGUAAAAGUUGUGCCUACUACUGUGUCCACCACACCCACAGUUUCAACAGCUCCUGCUGGGUCUCCGACGGGCAUCCGCAGCGGGACACAAACAACGCUCAACACGGCGUCGACAUCUCCUACUACUAUAGCGACCAGUCCCGCCACUGUAUCAAGCACUCCUACAACGACAUCAACCACGUCUACCACUGUGUCAAGCAUUCCCUCUACUCCAGCAAGUUCCGCCACUGCUUCAACUGCCCCCACAACCCCAGCAGAGUCUAGCAAUGCGGCUCAGGCGAUGACGGCCGUGGCAACUGGUACUGGUACUUUCGCGUUCGAACCAGGCUCAAGCAAUGUUACCACGACAUACCAGCCAGUGACCUCAUUACCCUCAGCACACUGCACCGGCUCGCCUAUUGUUCAAGGAUGUCUACCUACAAGUCAGUGGAGUGUAUUUCCUACUUACAUCUCGUCGUUGAAAUCAUGGUCCUACUACACAAUCAGCAAUCGCACUCAGACUGCGAAUGCAACCGGCAGUGGCUACGUCGUGACCACCUCGACGGCUGAGGGAUCUCUAGACACCGCAAGCUCCUCCGCCACUGGCACAUCGCCUUCUACGAUCGAUACCACGAGUGGCGGCACUUCCGCGCCUACCCCGACAUCCGUCACGAGCACGACGAGUAGUGCUGUGUGA
Molecule: messenger RNA, 1230 nt
Organism: Cyphellophora attinorum
Lineage: Eukaryota; Fungi; Ascomycota; Eurotiomycetes; Chaetothyriales; Cyphellophoraceae
Exons: 1
Coding region: 1-1230 (409 amino acids)
Source: RefSeq, a predicted model, not a curated record